CACUCAGUUUUACAGAUUCUGCCACAUGCUCUGCCGUGCAGCUUUAGUCGGGAAGUACGUGAGAGGAUGAGAAUGAGCUGCAGGAAAACUGGCAUUUGAUACAACAUCCCCCCGUUUCUUCUUUUUACAUUUUCAAUAUCAACUAUGUGAAGCAGUCCUUCUUGUUCUCUUGAAGGGGAACAGAGCCAACAUACUGUUGUGUUUUGGAUUAAAUCAGCAUGGACUUAGCACAUGACUGGAAUGUUUAAGACACAAGGAAGAGGAAGAUGUGUUAAUGUUUAAGUAAUUUCUGAUUCCUGAAUGAGAAACAUUGUCUCUGGAGGGAGUUGAUGGAUUCGAUAAAUCAUCGUGCGGAAUACUGUGGAGAAUUACCUUGAUGGAGCAUUUCAUACGUGAAAUAAUUGACUGGAGUUUUUUUAUAUAUAUGUAACUUCGCCUCCUCUUUUGCAGAGCGAUGGAUGUGUGCUUAACAGUUUAAAAUAAAUAUAUACACGAGCAGUGCUGUAGAACAGGAUCAGAAGCGCAAAGUGAUCCAUCCCAAAAGAAAGUACUAUUUUUAUACUCCAAACACCUCAAAACGGGCAACUGAGUGCGGCGUGCAACCUGUUUGAAAGUCAUACACUCUCCUCUAUUUUGUGUAGGCUCCUUAAAGAAGAGAUGCGAAAUUUAAUUUCUUCAUUUUAAGAAAUGUAUUGUUCUGCAUGCUUGAUACAUGCCGCUGCAGUGCAAGAAACGUAAGGAAAGGUCGUUUUUACAAUAUUUCACCCUCCAGAAAGUAGGUUUCCACCAAGGACUGUAAUACAAGGAAAGGAAGUUUGCAAUAAAAUAAUCGGAUUUUGCUUCUCUCUCUGGUAAUUCCAUGCCACCCACAACCUGGCACGCAGACAAAAUAUUAACGCGACUUUGUUGAUUUGGAUCGAAAACCUAUUGGGAGUUACAAUCAUCAUCACAGGAUUUUCUCCGUCUUAUCUGUUUACGACAAAAGUGGCGAUGGCAGGAGUUGGGUGCUGUUGGAAGUAUUACCUAUGGGUUUUGACAGUAACUUGCAGAUAUGCCUUACCAGUUGCAAAAUCCUUGGAAUCGGUGUUAUGGAGCUCGCAAAACCAGAAGUUUCAGCCUGGGGAGGGUUUAGUCAUCUACCCCGAGAUAGGAGACAAACUGGACAUUAUCUGCCCCAAAGCAGAAAGCGGACAGCCGUAUGAAUACUACAAGCUGUACUUGGUGAAAAAGGAUCAGGCACACACUUGCAGCACCAUCAUGGACCCCAAUGUGCUGGUCAACUGUAACAAACCGGAAAAGGACAUCAAGUUCACCAUAAAAUUUCAGGAAUUCAGCCCUAAUUACAUGGGCCUGGAAUUUAAAAGGAACAUCAACUACUACAUAACGUCUACAUCGAACGGGACCUUGGAAGGGCUAGAGAACAGGGAAGGCGGAGUGUGCAGCAGUCACUCCAUGAAGAUCAUCAUGAAAGUUGGCCAGGACCCCAACACAGUACUCCCAGACCCAGUGAACACUGAAAGGCCGAGGAAAGAUUACGAAAGCAAAGCAAAGGACUCCACCAACAGCCCAGCCAAGAAGAGACAGAAGGAUAUAUCAGUAGACCAGGGCAGUAAAGAUACUACCGACCAGGAUAAGAAGUCCAAGACUGCAGAGAGCAUCUUUGGUUCCAAGCCUGCACUGUUUGCUGCCAUUGGGGCAGGCUGUGUGAUUUUCCUCCUAUUCAUCAUCAUCCUGAUCAUUCUGGUCAUCAAGAUCAGGAAGCGUGCAAGAAAGCACACUCAGCAACGCACAGCGGCCUUGUCUCUCAGCUCGCUUGCUAGUCCCAAGUGCUCAGGGAAUGCUGGCUCAGAGCCGAGUGAUAUUAUCAUCCCGUUACGGACUACAGAACACAACUACUGCCCCCAUUAUGAGAAGCUGAGCGGUGACUAUGGCCAUCCAGUCUACAUUGUCCAAGAGAUGCCCCCACAGAGCCCAGCGAACAUCUACUAUAAAGUCUGAAGUUUUUAGCAAUGGUCCAUAUUCUUUCAAGGAACUUUCUACCUAUAACCUCUGUAAAGUGAUGGACGUUUCUGACAGCGAGAAGAGACAGCUAAAAAUCUUGAUAUGACAGAUAUAGUAAAGACACUUUCACAUUAUUCUGGAAGUCAGAGAAAGGUUGUUUGACCCUCCACAUCCUUUUCUUGUCUGGUUUCUUGCUGCAUUAUAUCUGCAGAUGGAACACCAGGAUGGUCCAGCUUUUGAAACUACGUAGCCUUCUUUGUUGCCCAUGUGGAGACUAGAUAUGUGAACAGGGUAUUUAAAAAGACAAAGCCCUGCAAUAAAUGAGCUGUAUGUAAUGGAAUUCAUAGCUCAAGUGCAGCUUUCACAGGUCGCUCAGGGAGCUGGGCGCAGUGCGAUGACAAACACCAUUUAUUUCACACUACAAUAUUUACCUUUGUUAUACUGUAUGUCAAUUCAUUGUCCUUCAUCACAAUAGCGUUUUUAAAAAUGACUUUGUUUUUUUCCAUGUUUCCUCCGCACUGCUUUUUUCCCCCCCUCAAAACAUCUUAUUAACAAUUACUGAGAUUUCCUUUGUGUACCAAAUGCACAUCUAACAAUCCGUACAGUGCAGACAAAUGUAUCAUCAGUACAUGCUGCCUGCUGCUAGAGAAGAAGACGUUUGUGUCUGUAUAUUUCCCAACAGGCAUGUAACUCAGGAAGCACUUACUAGGUGUGUCAUGUGAUCACCUCUUCCUGAAAAUUAAUUAAUAAAAUGUAAUUUGUUCACACUA
Molecule: messenger RNA, 2771 nt
Organism: Paramormyrops kingsleyae
Lineage: Eukaryota; Metazoa; Chordata; Actinopteri; Osteoglossiformes; Mormyridae
Product: ephrin-B1-like
Biological process (GO): axon guidance; ephrin receptor signaling pathway
Cellular component (GO): plasma membrane
Molecular function (GO): ephrin receptor binding
Source: RefSeq, a predicted model, not a curated record